GACAUUACGCCGGACGGUAUUGUCAAUGUGGUUAAAAUAACUAAGAAUUCCAGAAUAUAUUUUAAAUAAUUCUUCUGUAAAUUAAAAUAUCAAGUAAUGAAAUAUUUUCAUAUUUCAUUGAAAGCAUAGGAUUACAAUAAGAAUUAAUAUUUUAUUCAUUUUCCGGCUUUCUGUUGAUUACUGUAUUUUUUUCAUGAAUAAUUCAUAACAAAUAUUGAUGAGAAGCGUGGCAACAAUGAUAAAUACUUAUGGCUGAUGGCGUAAAGUAUGAGGUACAAACGUAAAUAAUUUCGAGAUACAUUUUCAUUUUUCAUUAAUUUUUUAUUGUUUUAAUUGUGAUUAAGCUUUAUGUAAGAUUUUAAUAAAUAGUGGUGCGUAUAGUUGUUAAUGUUACAGAUAUGUCUAAAAAUAAGAUAGUGAGAUCCUGUGACACAAAAAUUGAAGUGAAAAGUAAAUUUGAUGCGGAAUUUAGAAGAUUUAGUGUGGAACGUAAUUCCCAAAUAAAAUUUGAAGACUUCAGAUCUCUUAUUGAACGUUUACACGGCCUGAAAGAGACGCCAUUUUUAGUUUCCUAUAUAGAUCCCAGCGAUCAAGAUUUGCUUCCUAUAAAUAACGACGAUAAUCUAAGGAGAGCGCUUUUCAAUGCUAAACCAUUGCUCAGAGUUAUAAUACAAAGAAAAGGAAAUAGUUUAGAAGAACUGAACGGUUAUGGUACGCUGAAGCCUAGAAAUUUAAUAUCUACCAUAUUAGGUGGAACACCAGCUAAAACGAAAACACUUCCUAUUUCAAAUCCCCACGAUUUUAGGCAAGUUUCAGCUAUUAUAGAUGUAGAUAUUGUACCAGAAACAUGCAGGAGAGUUAGGCUACUGAAGCACGGGUCAGAUAAACCUUUGGGGUUUUACAUAAGAGAUGGUACAAGUGUAAAAGUUACACAAAACGGUCUUGAAAAGAUUCCCGGUAUAUUUAUCUCACGAUUAGUGCCUGGAGGUCUUGCAGAAUCCACAGGACUUUUAGCUGUUAAUGACGAAGUCCUGGAAGUCAACGGUAUAGAAGUUGCUGGUAAGACUCUUGACCAAGUCACUGAUAUGAUGGUAGCAAAUAGUUCAAAUUUAAUAAUAACCGUCAAACCGGCAAAUCAAAGGACAGUGGGGCCUCCAAGGAGAGGAAGUUUCGGAAGAAGUUCACAUAUGUCCAGUGGAUCACAUCACUCAAAUACUACAGCCGGUUCAGAUCCAGAAGAUAAGUAUGAUCAGGAUGAAAUUGUCGAUCUUACAGCUGGAAUAACUAUAGAAGAGAAUCAAACGAAAGAUGAUGGAAUUCUUCACCUAUGAGACGAGAAGAUUGAUGAAGAUAAAUUGUACAUUCCAAUUACACUGGCAAUUAUAUCUUAAUAGGUAUUAUAAUUAGUAAUAUUUAAGACUUGGUAUUUUUUUAACAGUAUUUAUAUAGUGUCCUGACUUGACGAUCCGUCCCUUAUGUGCCUCUUUCGUGUACAGGGUGUUUUUAUUACUUCGCCUUUCGUAAAAAAGAUAUUCCAAGCGCGUUUUAUUGAAUAUGUAGAUGUUUGUGGAAGUUGAUAACAGUCUGAUAGCUUUUUGAAUUUGAUCGUAGUACAUGAUUAUUCAGAUUGAUACUGAAGCUUAUAGUUUUAAAGAUUUUGUAUUUUAUAACUUUCUAGUUGGCUUACACACAGAAUCUACAAAAAUAAUUGAAUAGAAAAACCAAAAAUCAAUAUUUUAUGCCCUAAUUUUAUUUAAUGUGUCUAGUAUUUGUUUAUAGUAUAUUCGCAGUCGAAUAUGCACUUAAUAUAUGUUAUGAAAAGUAAUUUUAAUAAUUCUUUGAAUGUGAAUGAUUUUUAAAUUUGUUUCUGGGGCAUUACUUUUUUGUAAACUUUUAGUAUUUUCAUGUGAAAACUUUAGAAAUUAAUUUUGGACCAAUUCAAAUAAAUAUUAUGAAUACUGGGCGAAUCUAAAUUAUAUUAUACUGCUGCUAUAUUACCACCUUGUACGUUUACAAAAUUUUAAACUUGUGACGUCCUCUAAUUCUUUUUAUUUAUUAUAUUGAAUUUUAACUGGAUGUGCCUAUCAAAACGUUGUAGAUGUCACAAUAUCUUAUGAACCUCGAUAUUUUCGAGGAAGUUGUUUACAGUUUACAUAAUCUCAUUAUAAAAAAUUGUUAGUAACGAUCUUUGUAUUGGUUUGAUAUGAUUGAAUCAUAAAAAUAAAUUUACUUCAAAUAGGAGGGUAGUUCGUUAGUACACAAAAACAAAGACUGUUAGAACUAAAAAUACUUCUGUUGAUACAUAAUUUUGAAUAUUAAUCAAGUCCUGAGAUUCUUUUGUAUUCAAUUUUAUUCAAUAAUCUUUCCUCGGGAAUUUUAUAUGUGAUCUGUAGGUAUUCCAAUUGUAGUAUUGAUGUCGGAUGAAGACUCAUGCAUCUUCAUCGAUUAGCUUUAUCGAUUGCUAUAGUGAAACAUUGGAAAUCUGUAAAGUUAUUAUAUUUUUUGGCUGAAAAGUGUCAAUUUUCUGUCAAGUUCCUUAAUUUGAUCAGUAAUACCAUAAAAAAUAUUCAUGUGUCUUAAUUCCUAAUAUUAUUUAUGCUUUGAGAUUCUUUAACACCUUAUUUUGUUUAAUAAUCUGGCUUUGGGAAUUUCAUUUGUAAACUGUAGCCAAUCCUAUCACUGUAAUUGUACCAAUUUUUCAAAAAUUCAUUUUUAUUCACUAGUUUUUGAUUUUAAGCUUUCAAAACUUGUGGUUUACUGUAGUAAAGCUUGUUAAUUACUAAAUACAUUGAAAAUAUGCCAAAUUAUUAUAUUUUUGAGCUCAAAAGUCAUUUUCCAGUUUCCAUUUUCUGUUAAGUUUUCUAAUUUUAGCUAUAACCCUUUACGGAAUCUUGAAGUUUCUUAAUUUUGAAUAUUUUUUCUCUUCUAAGCCUCUAUUACCCUCCAUUUUGUUUAUUAAUCUUUUCUUAAGCAUGUAAUCUGUGCCUAUAAUCACUUUUUUUACCCCAAUAGUAGUAUGUUCCACAAUUAAUUUUUUUAAAGACUUAUUUCGCAUAUUUAAUAAUUAAUUUUUGGUUCGAAGAAUCAAAAGCUCUUUAUUUAUUAUAGUAAAGCUUAUUAACUACUAAAUACAUUGAAAAUUUGUCAAAUUAUCAUAUUUUUGAGUUAAAAAGUCAUUUCCAUCAUCAAUUUUCUACCAAGUUGUCUAAUUUUAUCAAUCAUACUCUAUCGGAUCUUAUUUAUGUCCAGGGUCUCUUUUGCUUUUUAAUUUCCUCGUAGAAUUCUUAUACUUUUUUAUUAGUGACCUGUAGACGUUCCUACUUAGUGUAUUUGUAGUAUUUAAAAAAAAAUUAAUUGUUUUAUAUAUAUUUUCUCCUGAAUCAAUGAUUUUUAUAUCUAUUUUAAUAAAUAAUAUUUUUUUAUCCAGAACUACUGGCUUUCAAAGCUUACCAUCCAUUAUAACGGAUACUCUCCAUGAAAAUUAAAAGAUUUUAAAUGAUUUUAACGUAUCAAACUUAAAUACUCAUGAUAAUCGGCAUUAGAACCUUAAUUUUUUUAAAAAUAUAUAUUAAGUUUUAGUUAGUAUUUUAUAUAAUUGUUAUAUAUUGUUGAGAGUGUAAAUUUUAUGAAAAACCUUUCCAAAAUGAAAUUAAAAAGCAGAAUUUGCGAAUUCAACAGUAUAUGUUAGUAAUUUUUAGAAAAAAAUUGUGUUCGAUGUCAAAAAUGCAUGACCGUGAUGGUCAUAUUACUCUGGUUUUUAUCUACUAUCGAUUAUAAUGAAUACUCACACAAACUCAAAUGGUUUUAUCGUUUUGAGUCUUAUCAGUAUUGUCGAGACCCCAUAAUAUCCACUUAAUCCAAGAUCUGUUCUUUGGUUAACUCGAAAUUUUUAUUAAGUGAUUUUAUGAAUUGUAUUUUUGACAUCGUAUAAUUGAAUCUGUGAAUUAUCUUGUACUUAAUUAUAUUUUCUCGCAGCUCGUCUGUUUUAAGGACUAUUACAUUUUUUUGUAUCUUUAUAUCCAUUGCUAUUACUAUUUAUUAUAUUUUUCACAAUUAUAUAUGGAAUAAAUUGUUUUAGAAUUAACUUGAUCAUACUGUAUAUUUAAUAUGGGGCAGUAUAUUGUUCUGCGAAUUCCAAAUACAAGAAACUUUAUUUUUAAUUU
Messenger RNA from Diorhabda sublineata, 4163 nucleotides. RefSeq names its product partitioning defective protein 6 (gene par-6). The record is from RefSeq and is a predicted model, not a curated record. Gene Ontology annotation, molecular function: protein binding. The coding region runs from base 399 to 1331 and encodes 310 amino acids. Gene Ontology annotation, biological process: centrosome cycle. NCBI's taxonomy places the organism in Eukaryota, Metazoa, Arthropoda, Insecta, Coleoptera, Chrysomelidae. The transcript is spliced from 4 exons.